AUGAGCCGACAAGUGUGCAGAACGACCGUCAGCAGCAGCGGGGGCAAGGGCUUCAGCGGCCGCUCGGCUGUGGUCUCGGGCAGCAGCCGCAUGAGCUCCUCCAUGGCUCGGUCCAGCAUGGGCGGUGGGGCCUGUGGAAUCCGGAGUGGAGGGGCCGGGGGCUUCGGGAGCCGGAGCCUCUACAGCCUGGGUGGCAGUAAGAGCAUUUCCUUCAGCGUGGGGGCCCGUGGCGGAGGCUUCGGGGGCGGCCGUGGCGUCUGUGGAGGAGGCUACGGAGGCAGUGGCUACGGUGGUUAUGGCGUAGGAGGGGGCUUCGGCGGUGGCUACGGCGGUGGCUUCGGUGGAGCCGGCGGCUUCGGCGGAGCCGGGGGCUACGGCGGUCCUGGCUUCGGAGGUCCCGGAGGCUUCGGGGGUCCCGGUGGCUUCGGCCCUGGGGGCUUCUCCGGCGGCAUCCAGGAGGUGACGAUCAACCAGAGCCUCCUGCAGCCGCUCAACGUGGAGAUCGACCCCCAGAUCGGGGCCGUGAAGGCCCAGGAGCGUGAGCAGAUCAAGACGCUCAACAACAAGUUUGCCACUUUCAUUGAUAAGGUGCGAUUCCUGGAGCAGCAGAACAAGGUGCUGGAGACCAAAUGGGAGCUCCUGCAGCAGCAGAGGACUGGCACCACCUCGGGUACCAACAACCUAGAGCCGUUGUUUGAGGCCUACAUCAGUAGCCUGCGCAGACACUUGGACGGUCUCGUGACAGAGCGGGGCAGACUGGAUGGAGAGCUGCGGAGCAUGCAGGAGCUGGUGGAGGACUACAAGAGGAAGUAUGAAGAUGAAAUUAACAAGCGCACCGCCGCCGAGAAUGAGUUCGUGACACUGAAGAAGGAUGUGGAUGCUGCUUAUAUGAACAAGGUGGAACUGCAGAGCCAGGUGGACUCCUUGACGGACGAAAUCAACUUCCUGCGGACGUUGUAUGAUGCGGAGCUGUCCCAGAUGCAAACCCACAUCAGCGACACCAACGUGGUCCUGUCCAUGGACAACAAUCGCUGCUUGGACCUGGACAGCAUCAUCGCCGAGGUCAGGGCCCAGUACGAGGACAUCGCCCAGCGCAGCAAGGCUGAGGCCGAGGCCCUGUACCAGACCAAGCUCGGGGAGCUGCAGACCACCGCUGGUCGCCACGGAGAUGACCUGAGGAGCACCAAGACUGAGAUCAUGGAGCUGAACCGCAUGAUUCAGCGGCUGCGGGCCGAGAUCGAGAGCAUCAAGAAGCAGAAUGCCAACCUGCAGACGGCCAUUGCCGAUGCGGAGCAGCGCGGGGAGAUGGCACUCAGGGAUGCCCGGGCCAAGCUGGAAGAACUCCAGGCUGCCCUGCAGAAGGCUAAGGAUGACCUGGCCAGGCUGCUGAAGGAUUACCAGGAGCUGAUGAACGUCAAAUUGGCCCUGGAUGUGGAGAUUGCCACUUACAAGAAGCUGCUGGAAGGAGAGGAGUGCAGGAUGUCCGGAGAGUGCCAGAGUGCUGUGAGCAUCUCCGUGGUCAGCAGCAAUACCAGUGUCUCCUCGGCCGUGGGCGGCGGCUUCAGCCGUGGUGGAGGCUUUGGGAGCAGUGGAGGCUUCGUCAGCGGUGGAGGCUUCGGGAGCAGUGGAGGCUUCAGCAGCGGCGGAGUUGGAGGCUUCUCCUCAGGCAGCCGGUGCGGCUUGGGCGGCGGCUUCUCCUCCGGCAGCAGCCGGGGAGGGGUCAGCGGGUCCAGUGUCCGCUUCUCCCAAUCCUCCUCCAGCCAGCGCUGCCCCAGAUAA
Molecule: messenger RNA, 1779 nt
Organism: Tachyglossus aculeatus (Australian echidna)
Lineage: Eukaryota; Metazoa; Chordata; Mammalia; Monotremata; Tachyglossidae
Gene: KRT3
Product: keratin 3
Exons: 9
Coding region: 1-1779 (592 amino acids)
Biological process (GO): intermediate filament organization; keratinization
Cellular component (GO): keratin filament
Molecular function (GO): structural constituent of skin epidermis
Source: RefSeq, a predicted model, not a curated record